ACGGCUAGUUCUUUCAUCUUCUCUCUUCUUUUCUCUCCCUUUCCCCUUUGUCUCCAUUUCGUUCUCCAGAGUAAAGAACCUGAUUGAUAGUACAGAAAUCAAAAUCCAAUUUUCUCUCUACCUCCAUUGAAAUCUUAGAUUCCGCAUCUCAGAAUCUAGGAUUUUCAGAUUCUCCAUAGUGGAACAACAUCUACAGCAGCAGCAGCACAACAACUAUGUUUCUAAUUAAAAAUUAGGUCACAGAUAUUGGUUCAGUACAGUAUCAGAAAGAUUCAUUGGUUGGCUUGGAUAUUACCCAAUCAAUUUUCUUCUGAUUCUCGAAAAAUAUCAGAUCUGAUUCACACUUAUAGCAGUGAUAGCAAAAUUAGGUCAGAUAUUUGGGUGAAAUUUAAAAAUCUAAAAAUGACGGAAGUUUCUUCGUUUUCUCAAGAACAACAAAAACAACAGCAGAAUGUUGUCACGGCACCUCAUCCACCACGUAGACCUAGAGUAAGGGAAGUAAGCUCCAGAUUCAUGUCUCCAAUGGUUUCUACGUCUUCUUCUUCUGGAGAUCUUCAUCUUCCAUCUUCUGCAAAAUGUCCUCUUCCGAAACACUCUGGUGAAUUUCAAUCCAAACACCAUCAUCAAAGUCAGAAUCACAGUAAUCAAAAUCAGCAACGUUCGUUAUCAGCACAGAGACGGCAACAAGAAACGGAGCCUUUAUCUUCUGCGGAUGAGAAUAGACUUGAUGUUAUGCGAAAUUUGGAUACUCCACAUAGUAAAUUAGUCAUCUCAACACAGCAGAGGAAACCCCAGAGAAGUUUGAAGCUUUUUAAGGAAAAUAAUGGCGGCGGUGGUGGAGAAGAUACCGUCAAUUUGAGAGCAUUUGUUAAUGGUAAGUUACCGGGUAGAUCAACUGUUGUUCGAUCGAGAUCAGAUACUCCAAUUGUACAUGGUAAUGAUAGGAUAAACCCUAGGUCGGCAAUUCCAACUCAAAAUUCUCAUCGGUCAGACACAAGUAUGGUCUCAGCUGCUGCUAAACUUGUUCAAUCUCAGGUUUCUAGUUCAGUUUCUUCAGAUAAUGAUGAUAACAAAUUUAUAGAAACCCUGACAGAAAGUUCUGCAUCUAGUGAUUGUUCUGAAUCAGGAUCAUGUUGUAGUUCUCCAAUGAUAAUCCAGAAGUCUAAGAUUCGAUCAUUUCCAGAAUGUCGAUCCUCAAUGCCUGAAGCUGAUCAAUUGCCAACAAUAUCCAAUAGAUUGUUAACUAAUAGAGGAAACAGUGGAAUGGGUGAUAGCUCAAAAAUUGGGUUGUCGCCUAUUUAUCGUUCUCUGAGCUUUGAACAACCACCCUUCACUAGUCCUACCAAGACUCUUCACAGAACGACGACUGGUUUUGCGAAACCCCAUCAAAGUUCUGCAAAGCCACCUGGUAGUGUUGUUAGCCUACCGCCCCAUCCGUCAAGCACAGUUGCUUGGGCAGAUACCAAAAAGGGAAGGAAGAUUUUAAGUCAGCAGGAAAAUGUACAUUCUCUUAAGAUGCUUCAUAACCGUUAUCUUCAAUGGCGAUAUGCUAAUGCAAGAGCUGCAAUCAGUGUGAAUGCUCAAACAACUGCUGCACAGCAAUCACUUUAUGGCCUUGCCAGCCAGGUAUCAAAAAUGCGUGACUCUAUCAAAGCAAAGCGUGCUGAUUUUGAAAAUCUGAAGAGGAGAGAAGCGCUAUCUGCUAUCCUCGAAGCUCAAAUUCCACAUUUGGAUGAAUGGUCUGCACUGAAAGGUGAUUAUUUAAACUCUCUCGUUGGAGCAAUCAAAGCUUUGCAAGAUGCAUCACUUCGACUUCCAAUUGGCGGGAAUGUAAGGGCUGACUUAAAAGAGUUGGAUGGAGCUUUGAAUUCGGCUUCCAACAUGAUGGAGUCUAUCUCCUCUAAUUUUGAAAGCUUUGUACCCAAGGCGGAACAGAUGGAUUCUUUAGUUUCAGAAUUAGCUGCAGUUGCAAGCGAAGAAAGGGCGCUGAUAGAAGAAUGUGGAGAUUUAUUAUCUCAUACACAAAAUUUGCAGGUGGAAGAGUGCAGCUUAAGAGGCCAACUAAUGCAACUGAAGAAAAACAGCAGUUUGAAUCAAGCAAAGGAAGAAUGAGUAUAAGGUUUCUGACAUGCUGAUACUGAAAACAGCAGUCUCAAUCAAGAAAUGGAAUGAAUGAGCAAAAGGUUUAUGACAUGUUAAUAUGUUCUUGCACAAUUCUUGUCUCAAGGGAUAGAUGGAGAGUUCUCAAGGUGUGGAAAUCAUUAUUUCCCCCAAGUAUACUCACAUGGGUGAUAAGCAUGAUGACAUGAUUUGUCGCCUGAAAAAGAAGUGAAUGAAAAGAGCUGCGAAAUUUAUGUCUCUCCCAGCAUGGAAUGGGGUCCCCAUACAUCUACAGCGCGACGAUUUAAGAAAAAUAUUUCUCUAGGAAUUUUCCCUUCAUUUGGGGUAAUAACAAACAUUCUUGUAUAGUUGCACCCUUUAAACAUUCUGUUGUAAAAUUGUACGUGUUUAAGAAGAUUGUGAAUUCUUUGUAUUGGAAGCAAUAAAAAAGGGUUCCAUUAUACCCUGGUACUUUUUUUUU
This is a messenger RNA of Papaver somniferum (opium poppy), 2581 nucleotides long. RefSeq names its product protein ENDOSPERM DEFECTIVE 1-like. The transcript has 6 exons. Gene Ontology annotation, molecular function: microtubule binding. Gene Ontology annotation, biological process: spindle assembly; centrosome cycle. Gene Ontology annotation, cellular component: centrosome; cytoplasm; nuclear microtubule. Lineage: Eukaryota; Viridiplantae; Streptophyta; Magnoliopsida; Ranunculales; Papaveraceae. The record is from RefSeq and is a predicted model, not a curated record. Bases 403 to 2112 code for a protein of 569 amino acids.